AUGGCUAGCUUUAGUGUCAUACUUGGUAUUAUUGGUAAUGUCAUCUCUAUACUCAUGUUUCUCUCCCCGGUAAAAACCUUCAGGCGGAUCGUUAAGAAGAAAUCAACAGAGGAUUUCAAAGGUGUACCCUACAUAACCACAUUAUUGAGUACGAGUUUGUGGUCAUUUUAUGGGAUACUGAAGCCAGGAGGAUUGCUUGUGCUCACCGUUAAUGGCGCCGGAGCUAUCUUACACAUAAUCUACGUUACCCUGUUUCUCAUUUAUGCUCCCAAGGAUGUAAAGGUUAAGUCUUUGAAGCUGGUGGCAAUAGUGGACGUUGGUUUCUUUGGAGUGGUUGUUGCUGUAACGCUUCUGGCACUCCAUGGAAGCCUAAGGCUAACAGUGGUCGGACUUCUAUGCACAGGAAUGACUAUUGGAAUGUAUGCAUCCCCUCUUUCUGUCAUGAGAACUGUGAUCAAGAUGAAAAGUGUGGAGUACAUGCCAUUUUUUCUUUCUUUCUUUCAAUUCCUCAAUGGGGGGGUCUGGGCUGCCUAUGCUGUGCUUGUAAAGGACAUCUAUCUUGGAGUAUCAAAUGGAAUUGGAUUUAUAUUGGGUUCGGCCCAGCUGCUUCUUUUCGUCAUUUACAAAAACAAGUCUCCGUCAAAAUCUAAGGAUGCCGUGGAAGAAGAAGAAGGAGGAGGAGGAUCGGCCGUCGAAGGCGUCAUGCAGAUGGAGGAUUUUGAUAACAACGAAAAGAUGAAGACAGUUUCAUUAAAUCAAGAUGCAUUUGGCUCCACUGGAAGCAAAGAUCUUGAACUUGGUGUCAAAGAAAAUCUUUGA
Messenger RNA from Coffea eugenioides, 819 nucleotides. RefSeq names its product bidirectional sugar transporter SWEET16-like. Gene Ontology annotation, cellular component: membrane. The record is from RefSeq and is a predicted model, not a curated record. Lineage: Eukaryota; Viridiplantae; Streptophyta; Magnoliopsida; Gentianales; Rubiaceae. The transcript has 6 exons. Gene Ontology annotation, biological process: carbohydrate transport. The coding region runs from base 1 to 819 and encodes 272 amino acids. Gene Ontology annotation, molecular function: sugar transmembrane transporter activity.